Molecule: messenger RNA, 606 nt
Organism: Beauveria bassiana ARSEF 2860
Lineage: Eukaryota; Fungi; Ascomycota; Sordariomycetes; Hypocreales; Cordycipitaceae
Exons: 1
Coding region: 1-606 (201 amino acids)
Source: RefSeq, a predicted model, not a curated record
AUGGAGCCAACUACCGACGCGCCUGCCGAGCACGCCGCAAGUUCCACGACCGGCUCCCCCAACAGCAUCAUCGACCGUAAGCGCGAGCUCAAGGCCAUCCCCGGCAGCUUCUCCUACAACCUCGGUCGCCGCGGCUCCGGUCAGGCUCCUCGCUUGGACCUCUGCCUCGGCCACAGCCCCAGCCGCAGCGUCAAGUCCAUCAUCGCUUGGAUCGAAUCCUCGACCGCCACCAAGCGGUCCUCGUCGCGGCUGUCCGCCAGCGACGACGCCGCCUCCCCAAUGCGCUCCCACGUCUCGUCCUACAAGCUACACGGAGAAUCCUCAUCCCAGCAUCCACGCGAGUACAGCACCGGAGGUAUCAAUGUCGACCGUGACUGCCCCACGUUUCUCGACUAUCAACGGUAUUUUGCACAAGACAGCCUGGCGCGGUGCCUGGACGAGCAGCCGUUGCAAACGGCGAUGCCAGAUAAGGCGAGCCUAGAAAAUGGCCCGGCUGUGGUCGAAGAAGCGGUGCGCUGCGAAGAGCGACGGAGAAACAGAAGAGGCGCGGGAGACGGGAGUGCCUUGUCUGAAAAGAGGUCUCCAGCUGAGGUCGCAGCGCUUUAG